Molecule: messenger RNA, 760 nt
Organism: Symbiodinium pilosum
Lineage: Eukaryota; Dinophyceae; Suessiales; Symbiodiniaceae
Source: the annotation of a GenBank genome assembly
GAUCCUAUCGAAGAACAUCUUGGGCACAUUCUAUUUGCCCCAGCUGGUUUUCUGCAUCAGCGAGACCUUCCUGACCUUGUCCAAGUGCAGCGUGCAUGCUGCGGUUGGCGAGGCCUGCAAGACGAUGGGCAUGCUCGGCAUCGCAAACUCCAAGACUGGGCAGGAUGAUUGGCACAACAUCCUUGGAGGGGUAGAGUUCGCCAGCGACUUCACGAAGAUCAUCGAGACCGUCGGAGGCUUCGAGAAGCUUAUUCGCUUCCUGCAGAACACGCGUGAGCUCAAGGCCAAGGCCUUGGCUCUGGGAGAGGAGCUCAGCGCUAUGCGCAUGGAGCGAGCCUCUUACGGGCAGAUGGCCAACGUCGCGAAGCACAGGGAGAAGCGUCUUUUCGAGCUCCGCCGAUACUUCCACGGUCAGCUCACCUCGGAGGAUCGCUCCGAGGUCAUUAAGUUCCUUACUGUCAUCAACACCGAGAUUAUCGCUGCAAAGGCCAUGUUCCUGGCCUAUUCUGAUCCCUUCGAGAAGUAUCGGGCGUUGCUGUUUGAGUACGCCCACACGCUGGGUCACGGCGUGGAGGCUUUCAUGAACGGCCUCUACCGACGAGCAACUGCCUGCGGCCUUGACUACUCUGAGGCGUUCCGCCUCCAUGGCCAGUGUGUCGGCAUGGCAGUGCUAUGGGCUGGCGAGAUGUCGAAGCAGCAGGGGCUGUUGGAUGGCGACGGCUUCCUUGCGCACCAGGGACUGCUGCUUGACAUUACGUAG